Messenger RNA from Salvia splendens (bonfire salvia), 1735 nucleotides. RefSeq lists its product as uncharacterized. The record is from RefSeq and is a predicted model, not a curated record. The transcript is spliced from 4 exons. Bases 236 to 1081 code for a protein of 281 amino acids. Lineage: Eukaryota; Viridiplantae; Streptophyta; Magnoliopsida; Lamiales; Lamiaceae.
AUUAUUGUCCACCAAAAUUGCAUGGAUUAAAAACUGCCCUCGUUUUCCGCACCUGGAUUACCCUCCAAAUUACCCCAUUUACCCUUUGUUCCAUAUUUACCUUCUUCAUUGUCGCAUUUGGAACCCCAUACAAAUUUGUGAGCGCAUCGGCGAGGGUUUUGGGGACAUUACUGGUGGUGACAACGGAGAAUUACCUGUGCUCACUUGGUGGUGGAGGCUUCGAUUAAUCCGGGUCAUGGCAAAUCGAGCGUCAAGGAAUGUAGCUGUGAUUCAAAUGGUGGAGGAUAUCUUACACAAUCAGCAAAUGGAGCUGCUGUCUAUUGUUCUCCCUCUCCUCUGUCUGAGGGGGAAUCGUUCUCGCAGGAAUAUGAGGACCAUCAGAGCAGCUUUUGAGAGGCUAACCCGGAUCCCUGCCCAAGUAAGGUACUUCAAUAGGCUCGUGAAUGUCUCCGACGUCGCCUGCGUAGAUAACUUGCGUAUGGACCGCAACACAUUCGGGAGAUUAUGCAUUCUUCUUCGUGGGACCGGGGAUUUGAUGGAUGGGAACUUUGUGAGUGUGGAAGAACAAGUUGCCAUGUUCUUGGGAAUCCUAGCACAUCACAAAAAAAAUCGUAUAGUGCUGUUUCAAUUUACGAGGUCUGGAUAUACUGUAUCACGUUAUGUGCACGCCGUGCUCGGUGCGGUCCUCAAGCUACAUGAUACCCUGCUCGUGACACCCGAACCUGUGUCUGAUGAGUGUGAUGAUAGUAGGUGGAAAUGGUUCAAGGGAUGCCUUGGAGCUUUGGAUGGAACAUACAUUAAUAUGCAUGUGCCAAAUGAGGACAAACCCCACUAUCGAUCAAGAAAGGGGCAGAUUUGCACGAAUACAUUGGUUGUAUGUGAUCGUAUGAUGAGAUUUGUGUAUGUUCUUUGUGGAUGGGAGGGUUCAGCUGGAGACGCACAUGUAUUACGUGAUGCCGUCACUCGGGAACACGGUUUAAAAGUACCAAGAGAUAAUACCUACGGACUUCAAUAUGUCUUUGAUUCGGCUUGCAAUAUGUUUUAUUCAAGCCUUGUAGUCGAUGCAUCUAAUUUGUAUUAGGCAAUUACUACCUGUGCGACAAUGGCUACGCGAACAGCGAUGGCUUCCUUACUCCAUACAAGGGGGUCAGGUAUCAUCUCAAGGAGUGGGGUGUAGGUACCCAGGCACCACAAAAUACGCGUGAAAUAUUCAACAUGAGACGCACAAAAGCUCGUAAUGUGAUUGAGAGAGCAUUUGCAAUGUUAAAAAUGCAUUGGGGUAUAUUAAGGAGUGCUUCGUACUAUCCAUCAAAAAUCCAAAUUAGACUUAUGAUAGCUUGUUUCUUAUUGCACAACUUUAUUAGGUCUGAAAUGGAAAAUGACCCAAUGGAAAUUGACUUAGACAAUGCAACAACCAUUGAUGUCGGCUAGGGUAAGGGCCAGGCGAUAGAAUUUGUCGAUAUUGUUGAGCCAACUCCGGCGUGGACCAACAUGCGUGACACACUUGCAGAAUCAAUGUGGAAUGGGUAUGGGAACAAUUUGGCGCCGUGAUCGUGAGCAUGGGGUACCUUUUAGGGAGGCACUCAUUUUUAGCGCCUAUAAUUAUACCCACUUAUAUUUAUUUUUUUUUGUAAUGAAUAUGUGAUGGACUUAACAUAUGAGUGCUUGAAUCUUCAUCUAUUUGCCUGUAAUCUUUCAAUUAUUUGCCUGUAAUCUUUCAACUGACUUGACCCUA